AUGUCGACAGAUUCUAAAGAACCGAAUCUCGCGUCACCCAAUGACUCACAGCCCAUAGACUCCAAGCUUGACAGCCAUCCUUCGGUGACCCCGAUACCCGCAGACGAAGUUGGGCUUCGAAGAGUUCCAGACCGCAUUCCAUGGGUUGUCUUGCUCGUAAUCAUCGUCGAGCUGGGAGAACGGUUCACCUACUUUGGACUUAGUGGGCCACUGCAAAAUUACAUCAAAAAUCCAUAUGACCCUGGUGCAGAGCUACCAGGUGCACUGGGCAAAGGUCAAGCGGUUGCCACAGCCCUUGGGAAUUUUUUCAAGUUCUGGGCCUACGCGUCCACUGUCAUCGGCGCUAUAGUCGCAGAUCAAUUUCUGGGCAAGUUCAAGGCAAUCCUGGUAGCCUGCGCAAUCUACAUUGUUGGCCUCACCGUGUUGGUGACCACGGCCACGCCAGCCUCCAUCCAGGGAGGUUCUGCAUUUGGCGGACUUGUAGCGUCCAUGGUGAUCCUAGGCCUCGGGACCGGAGGAAUCAAGGCAAAUGUCACGCCGUUCUGCGCGGAGCAAUAUCAAAAAGUUCAUGCAUAUGUGAAGACCCUCAAGUCGGGGGAGCGUGUAAUCGUGGAUCCCGAUUUGACUGUGGAGCGGAUGUUCAUGUGGUUUUACUGGGCUGUGAAUCUUGGUGCUCUCUCGCCCUUGAUUACCGUCAAUGUUGAAGCCAAGGCUUCUUUUUGGCUCGCUUUUCUCAUUCCUCUUAUUGUCAUUGUUAUCGUCGCAAUAGUGUUUCUCGGCAGUAGCAAGCUGUUCCUCAAAACGAGACCGCAUGGUUCUCCGAUCGUCGACGCGGCACGGACGGUCUCCAUCGCUAUUGCAGAACAGGGCUUCGAGAACGCAAAACCCAGUCUCCUCCAAGAACAAGGGCGACUAGAGCGGUAUCCGUUUGCAACUCGACCAGGUUUUACUGACUAUAGCGUCGAGAAGGUACGGACGGGAAUCACGGCCUGCAAGCUCUUCCUCCUCUUCCCUUUUUAUUUUAUUUGUUGGAUCCAGAUCUGGAAUAACCUCAUCUCUCAAGCUGGGCAAAUGGCCUUGCACGGGACACCGAACGACCUCCUUCAAAACCUCGAUCCUAUUGCUCUGAUCAUUUUCAUUCCUCUCUUGGACUUUGUGGUGUACCCUUUGCUCCGUCGUCAUAACAUAAACUUCCGACCAGAGUUGAAGGUCACCGCUGGAUUCAUCCUGGUCUCACUUUCCAUGGUCUACGCCUGCGUUCUUCAGUAUUACAUCUACAAAUCACCGCCAAACUCCAUCCAUGUUUGGAUCCAAGCUCCCGCUUACGCUCUCGUCGGAUUCUCUGAAGCGUUUGUGAUUAUUACCGGUCUGGAGCUUGCCUACACCAAAGCCCCAGAGAGCCUUCGGUCUCUCGUCUCGGCCUUGUUUUGGCUCACUAUUGGUAUUGCCGCCGCCAUCUGUAUCGCACUGGCACCGGUCUCCCAAGAUCCGUACCUUGUGUGGAUGUACGGCUCACUGGGUAUUGUCGGACUCGUUGCCGGUAUUUUGUUUUAUGUGUUAUUUGGGCGCGCUUUUGAUCAGCCGAUCCUUUUGGAAACGGUUGAGGCCAUUGAUCCAGGUGAGGUUAGGGUCUAG
Penicillium subrubescens is the source of this 1635-nucleotide messenger RNA. RefSeq lists its product as uncharacterized. Gene Ontology annotation, cellular component: fungal-type vacuole; plasma membrane. Gene Ontology annotation, molecular function: dipeptide transmembrane transporter activity; tripeptide transmembrane transporter activity. Lineage: Eukaryota; Fungi; Ascomycota; Eurotiomycetes; Eurotiales; Aspergillaceae. The transcript is spliced from 8 exons. Gene Ontology annotation, biological process: transmembrane transport; oligopeptide transport. The record is from RefSeq and is a predicted model, not a curated record. Bases 1 to 1635 code for a protein of 544 amino acids.